Molecule: messenger RNA, 2649 nt
Organism: Arthroderma uncinatum
Lineage: Eukaryota; Fungi; Ascomycota; Eurotiomycetes; Onygenales; Arthrodermataceae
Exons: 1
Coding region: 1-2649 (882 amino acids)
Source: RefSeq, a predicted model, not a curated record
AUGUUCUCAGGCAGCCGUUACUGCUUGUCAAGAAAAGCAAGCACACCCGUUGCCGAGAAUAUCAGCGCAGUCUUGAAAAAUGAACCUCUCCUCUUCCUCUAUCCCCCAGCCUUUGCUUCGGCGGUGGAGAGCUCAAUUCAGCUCACGACAGUACGAUCACCUCCCUAUAAUAAGAGACAGUCAAAAGCUCGAAUAAGUCGGGAAGCGGAGGACACGCCUCCCAGCCGCCCGCAAUGGACGAUUUCACCUCAACAAAGCUCCGAACAACCUCGUAACGAGUCGAUUCAACCUCAACAGAGCAGCCCCGAACAUGCCGUCCCUCACGACACUGUGAAGCAUCAACCUGUCUUGGAACAUACACCCCAUGAUAAUAUUCAACCUCCGCCUGUUGUGGAACAUGUUCAGGACGACAGUAAAUUGCAAUCCAACCGCAAGCAGAGUGCAUCUUCUAUACCUCAUCGAACUCCAUAUCCACCACCCCCCAGACUUCAAACCCCCGGGCUUCAUUCUGAAGUUAAUGAUAUAGUGGCGCAAGAGAAUGUUCAAUCGACGAGCGGAAACUAUAAAACGGAGGGUCGACCUAUAGACAGAAUCGUACCGGCGAAGAGGGGAAAUCCUACUGGAUGGAUAAAGAAAUCAGCAAAGGGGACACCGCUAAGAUAUACAAAACGUAUGGCUGAACUCGACAGGCAACCGGGUACCGCUAACCCUUACUCGGCGCCAACAUACCCUCCAUUGCGAUAUAUUCGCCAUGGCUAUAACGAUCCUAUCAGUCACCGCCUACAUCCGCCAAAAACACCAGAGGCGCAUCGAUGGAAUGUCCAGAGUCGGAUUGGCAUCUGCCAGAUACUUAUAGAAAGCAUACAGGACAUUUUCGCUACUAAACAGGAGCUUCCAACAGAUGAGUAUCAGAAGACGAUUUUUUUGAAUGAACAAGAGGUGGUUGGGUUACUGGGUGAUGAGCGCGAAAAUAUGUGGGUUAUACCGUUGCUGAGCGGAUGCCGUGCGCAUGUCCUUCCUCAAAAGUCCAAUUCGUUUGAGCCUCGCAGCUUGGUGUUAAGUGGUACACAGCCAGCCGUGGAAGCCGCAGAGAAACAUAUCCGGGAGCUCAUACAAAAAUUACCAAAGAGUAACCUCCCUCCUUUUGCUCCGCCUCUUGAGAACCCGCGCCAGAAACCCGUGAUACGGUCAGUAUGGGUAUCGCUACCACCAGAGCCACUUCAACCCCAGAAAAAUGAGAUAAGCACUCCGGAAACCUGGACUGUUAAGUCCUUUGCGGACUAUAUCGAAGAUUUGGUUAACACACCUGUUUCGAGAUUGGUCCAUGGACGACUCAAGCAUGCGCUCGAUAUGUCCCAUAGAGAUGUGAUCGGGGAUAUGAUCCGCCGCCUCUUACUUGACCCUGAGAACAGAAAUUUCUUUUCAUCUCGGUCCAUAUCUCUUUCUGUCUCCUACUUUGCGAGGAGCCACGGUCGCGCAUCACUUCAAUCUCUGCUUCCAGCCUUCGAGGGCCUAAUGACGUCGCGGACAGCAAAUUCACUAGUACGUGCCGCUGUCCUUCGUCGGGAUUUUGUGGUUUUGAACUGGUGUAUAUCUGCUAUGAAACGCCAGAGGAUCCAUCCUCGCAACUGGAUUUGGGUAUCGAUACUCUCCGCAAUAACCCCACAUACCCUCCGGUUUGACGUGCUGGUGCGGGCCAAGGAAUCCGGAGUUCUCGACGACCAACAUGUGUUCCAAGUUGCGGUCUCUACUGCCAUCCAGCCAGUCUUUGGGCAAUGGCUAAAGGGCGGCGGAAGUGUACCUGGCUUCAUCGAGGCGAUGGACCAAAAACUCGGUAAUGGCUGGUUGUCCGUUCGGGCUAUCGAUAGGUUGCUCCUAGAAGGGUCUUUGAGCAGUAAGCCAGAGGCUAUCACCGAUAUUCUCCUAUUUUGCAAACAAAACUCUUUCAAGUUGGGUACCAUGAGCUUAAACAAUGCCCUUUUUUACUUCCUCCAUCAAUCAGACACCGCCGAUACUUCGUUCAUAGAGCUAUACUUGAAGUUUACAGAAACUUUCCAAAGUAAGGGCGAUGAUCGCACCAUGGAUAUACUCUGGCACCUUGCCUGGAGAGCCAGAUCAUAUAAUAUCUGUCGAGUUCUCUGGCGAUAUGGCUGCCUCGACGGUUGGGUCACCCAGAAAAUGCAGGCUAGCAUAUAUUCAUCACUCCGUCGCGAGACAAACAGUUCUGUGCCGGAACGUGAGCUCUGGCUCCAAAACAUCGGCAAGGUUGUGGCUGGCGUCAUUCCGUUCAACAGACUGAAGAAGGGAAUCAGAGAAGACUUUACAAAACUUGUACACGGGGAACACAUCCCAAUUUCCGACGACGACAUGCCUGAUCCUUCAACACAGCGAUCAGAGCUAGCAAAGCGUUUGGUGCACAGUGAUAUUACUGCCUUGGAGAAUGCGUACGCCCAUAAAGAGCCCCUGGACAAGGCCUUAGCAAGAGCAUACGCUUUGGACAAGGAAUGGGGUCCCUGCCACGACAAACCGGUCAAAUGGCUACGGGAGAACAGUGUCCAAGUCAAUAGCGCCAGGUGUAUAAAGCCCGCCCCCCCUAAAUCCAACUCUACCAAACCCACCAAGCCCGAACCCAUCUCACUGGAUGGCUGA